Molecule: messenger RNA, 1331 nt
Organism: Tuber aestivum (summer truffle)
Lineage: Eukaryota; Fungi; Ascomycota; Pezizomycetes; Pezizales; Tuberaceae
Source: the annotation of a GenBank genome assembly
AUGUCGAUGUCAAAUAACCCGGGCCAUUUCUUUCAGACUGAGUAUGCUAAACAUCCUCGCGAAUCUCUGUAACUUAGCUAACCAUUCUCAUAGGACAGCUCUGGCCAACGCCAAACGACGUGCUGCAAAGUCCUCCAAUAGAAAUGGUUCUCCAAUAACCUUGGAUUCUAAGCUCCUUUCCAUUAUUCCAGAUUUGAACUCUCCAAUGUGUGUUUAUAUCGCCGAAAGCUGUGGAAUCACCCGCAGAGUAGACCUCGAAGUCUGUAAGAACCAUGAAUCUAGUCAAAUACCCGCUGAAUUGAGCUGACGGACGAAAGUCGGGGGAUAAAUCAUACAUAUACAAAGGUCACACAGCGCCAGUGACCUCCCUCGCACUUAAUGCCGCUCAAGGGAUUCUUUUUACGGGCUCAUGGGAUAAAACAAUCAACGCGUAUUCGACGGAAACACGUCAGAAACUUCGUACCUUUGCCGCCCACUCAGAUUUUGUAAAGAGCCUUCUCUUUCUUCCUUCCCCGAAACACGAGGGCGGGCUGCUCUUCUCUGGGUCAAGCGAUGCGUCAGUCAUAAUUUGGGACGCCGGGACAGGUCAGAAAUUGAGUACUUUGAAGGGGCAUAAUAGAGCGGUGGGGGCACUUGCAGUAGAUCCAGUUGCUUCAAAUUCAGAGACCGCCAUUAUCUACUCCGGUGGCAGUGAGAGGGAUAUCAAGCGCUGGGAGAUCCCGUAUGCAAACGUCAGCGCAGCUACCGAGAGCAGAGAAUCUAUCGCGGAACACGACACCAGUGUUAAUACGAUCAGAUUUCAGGGAGAAGACGCGGACAUGUGGACUGCAUCUGCAGAUAAUACUGCUCGGAGAAUUGAUAUCCGAACUGAGGUUAAAGAGGACGAUGCUAGCCGGAGCGAUACUGUUCUAAAACACCCUGACUACGUUAACGAUGUGGUUGUAGAGCCGAGAGGAAGGUGGGUUAUUACGGCUUGUAGAGAUGAAAAAGUCCGAGUAUGGGAUAUCAGUGUAGGCAGUCCCCUUCACUAGGUUACGUCUCAGAUCCUGACCUGGUAUCAGACUGGCGAACUUUAUCACAUAUAUGAUGGACAUAUCGAAGAGGUCACAGGCCUAGCUAUCGUCGGCAAAGGUGAGAUGGUGGCUAGCAUAUCAAUUGACAGGACAGUGCGGAAGUGGCCUCUGCGGGCUGUAGAUAUGAAGAAAGCCGUGGAGGAGAAAAAGCGACAAGAGCAAGGGAUAAAAGAGGAACCGGUGCAGGAAAGGCAAGAGGGACUUCUCACAGAGGAAGAAGAGAGAGAGUUGGCAGAAUUGAUGGAUGACGAUGAUUAG